This is a messenger RNA of Aspergillus versicolor CBS 583.65, 1202 nucleotides long. RefSeq lists its product as uncharacterized. The record is from RefSeq and is a predicted model, not a curated record. The coding region runs from base 250 to 933 and encodes 227 amino acids. The transcript has a single exon. Lineage: Eukaryota; Fungi; Ascomycota; Eurotiomycetes; Eurotiales; Aspergillaceae.
AAGAAAGAGAGAGGAGAGAGAGGCGACUUUGCGACUGAGGGGAGGGGAGGGCCGAAUAAUUAAUGGGCAGUUCCACCGCAGCUAAAUUGUACCCUAUCUCCUUUUCUUAUUAUUUCUUAUUUUUGUUUCGCUCGCAGAUUUAGCUUACGGCGCACAGUAAUACGUCGAUUAAAGACUAAUUCAAUUGGGAUGCCUUAGUAUUGUUAUUGCGACCAGAAAUGCCUAAAGCGCUUGGGCAACCGUUGAGGAAUGACAGAGAGGAACAUCAUCAUUAUGCCAAUUGCAGUCGUGCAAAGACAUCACCGAAAACGCCACAGCGUCUCAAUUUCUGGUCCACGGCGCCAAAGAAGGUGGUAUUCUGGCAACCAUGAUCAAAACCGGAGUUGUUCAGGGCGUAGGCAAGACUUGGUGGUGCGGAGGCUGGACCAUCCUAUGCCGGACGUUGGGAGCGACGCAAAUUGGCUCUGGCAAUCAUUUGGCUGCGGGGCUCACAGCCACCGAUUGACAGACGAUGGCGUGUGCCUGAAACCUAGCGGGUUGAGACAUGCGACGACUGGACAAAUCGAUCACCCUGAUAUCCCCUCACUGUGUCACCCUCUGGACAUUUUCUGGCUCGCCCAGACGUUGAAAGCGACACGCGUUUCCAGGGCGGUGGGCCGGGCGGGUGGGCCUGCAUUCAGUCCAGGCCGAUGUUUCGAACUUGAGAUCCUUUGCCACGAUCUAUUUACAGCACAACCCACAAAUGCGAUGGUCACAUCAUGGGAGACGUCGCCGAUGAUCAACUGCCGCGGUGGAUGGGAUUGUUGCACGGAUCUUCUUGCUGAUGCGUCCCAAAGCGCCACGCCAGCAAUAUUCGAAGAUCCUGGCGUCAACAUGAACUCACUGCGCUGCGUUCGUCAAAAGGCCAAUUUUGUUUCGUAUUACCGCAGUUGAUCAGAAUCAAUUAGAAUUGGCAAUUGUCAUUUGCCAGGUUAGCAGUGUUUCUAGUGUAAUACCGUCAUUUAUUGUUCAAUCUGGAACAUGUCUCAGCACCUCGGGAGGCUUGGAGGCUUCUGAUGCACACUCAAUUAUGUGGAACGGUCCGAGCAAAAGGGACGAGGUGUUCAAUCUCCUGGGGUUAAGCAGCACUAGUAAAUGGGUUGAAGGUAUCCUACAGAGUAUUGAUAGUCAAGGUUUCACUGUCUAACAAUACACCGUAUAUC